Capsicum annuum is the source of this 1146-nucleotide messenger RNA. Its product is annotated as calmodulin-like protein 8. Gene Ontology annotation, molecular function: enzyme regulator activity; calcium ion binding. The record is from RefSeq and is a predicted model, not a curated record. Bases 522 to 974 code for a protein of 150 amino acids. Lineage: Eukaryota; Viridiplantae; Streptophyta; Magnoliopsida; Solanales; Solanaceae. The transcript has 4 exons.
AAGUACCAUGGAAAAUGUUGAAGUGUUGUACGGUCAGGUCAUGGUAUGAGAUUGGGUAAGGUGACAAAGUCAUGACUACAAUACAUCACCUAAUCCCAACACUAACUAUAGAUUUUGACUCCGCCGAUAUACAUCUUGUUUUUUUUGGUAAGCUGCAUACACACUCGUUAAAACAGACUUAAUCAUCAUUAUCAGUUCAAAAUAAGAAGUAGCUAGUACUACUACAAGGCGUGUCUUAAUUUUUGUUAGAUUCGUUCUUAAUUAUAUAUUUGUACUAAUAAUAUACCUUUUCUCACGUUUUUGACUCAAUUUUUCUUUCUUUUUUUUUCAAUGAGAUAUACACAUUUAUUAGUAAGCCCCUCAUGACACAUCAAAUUUUCUCUCUACAUAUAGCACAGCGAGGAUUGAGCAAUACUCAACUUUCUUUUUUUCUCAUUCUAUACUCUCUUCCUCUCUGUGUCAAGCUGUUUUCUCUCUGUCCUUUCGAGGUACAAAAGACAAAAAAAAUAAAAUAAAAAAUAAUGGGAGAUAAACUGAACAAUGAACAAAUUGUUGAAUUGCAAGAAGCCUUCAGUCUAUUUGACAGAGAUGGAGAUGGUUGCAUAACGGUAGAAGAAUUAGCAACAGUGAUAAGGUCAUUGGAUCAAAAUCCAACAGAGGAAGAGCUGCAGGAUAUGAUCACUGAAGUUGAUUCUGAUGGCAACGGUACCAUUGAAUUUACUGAAUUCUUGAACCUUAUGGCCAAGAAAAUGAAGGACACUGAUGCCGAGGAAGAACUUAGAGAGGCUUUCAAGGUGUUUGACAAAGAUCAAAAUGGUUACAUAUCUGCUAACGAGCUCAGGCAUGUGAUGAUUAAUCUUGGAGAGAAAUUAACCGAUGAAGAAGUUGAGCAGAUGAUUAGAGAAGCAGAUUUGGAUGGUGAUGGCCAAGUCAACUUUGAUGAAUUUGUUAAAAUGAUGAUGAACGUUGGAUAGAAAUUAAUUAGAAGCUCUAAAUAAUUAAUUAUAUUCAUAAUUUCCUUCUUUAAUUUAUUCUUUUAUCAUCAGUCUCCCUGUUGUUCUUCUACAUUACUAGUAUGUGUUUAAUUUUUGUAAACUAGUUGCUGUAACAACCAAGAAAUCGUAGGAUGUCUGAUUAUUAUUAUUA